AUGUCUUCAUUCAGAUUCUCUCCAGCUCCACCACCAGUGUUCAAUGGUGAAGGCUACCACAUUUGGGUAGUGAAAAUGAAGAGCUACCUACAGGCAUUCAAGUUGUGGGAGGUUGUCAACUCGGAUGUUGAACCAGCACCUCUAAGAGCCAAUCCCAAUAUGGCUCAGAUCAGGCAGCACACAGAUGAAAGAAUCAAAAGACACAAGGAUAUGUCAUGCAUCCAAAACAAUGUGUCUGAAGUAAUUUUCACAAGAGUCAUGGCUUGUGAGUCACCAAAGCAAGCCUGGGAUAGGCUGAAUGAGGAGUUUCAAGGGACUAAAAGAACGAGACAGCAACAACUAUUGAAUUUGAUAAGGGACUUUGAAAAUUUAAAGAUGAAGAAAGAAGAAAGAAUGAAGCAAUACUCAGACAGGAUUAUGGCUAUUCUGAACAGUAUUAGAUUGCUUGGGGACCAGCUCAGUGAAGCAAGAAUAGUGGAAAAAGUUAUUGCAACCUUACCUAAGAGAUAUGAAGCCAAAAUCUCUUCCCUUGAAGACUCGAGAGAUCUGUCUAGAAUCUCUUUGACUGAGCUGAUCAAUGCUCUUUAUGCUCAAGAGUUUGAUGUGCAGUGGAAAGUCUGGAAAAAGAUGGGUCAUUCUGAGAAAGUUUGUAGAAACAAAGGUAAGCUGAAGCAAAACCAGCCUCAACAGCCUAGAACUGAAGCUCAAGUGGCAGAAGAAGGUAGUGACCAAGAAGAACAAGUCUUUGCAGUAUCUUGUUCAGUAGCCAAAAGAAAAGCCACAAAAGGAUGA
Gossypium raimondii (Peruvian cotton) is the source of this 792-nucleotide messenger RNA. RefSeq lists its product as uncharacterized. The record is from RefSeq and is a predicted model, not a curated record. The transcript has 2 exons. Lineage: Eukaryota; Viridiplantae; Streptophyta; Magnoliopsida; Malvales; Malvaceae. Bases 1 to 792 code for a protein of 263 amino acids.